CCAGCGAAGGAAGGGGGCGGAGCUUGACUUAGCGGCUGAUCACCAGGAGUUUCCCCAAAUGCCGAUAUAAUAUACGCCUCCGUUUGACUAGAGAAGAUGAAGAGGUGAGGGAGAAGGAUGGCAGACGACGCCGUCGUCCCUACAGCGAAGAAGAGGCGGCGAGAAGAUUACGGGGAGGUGGUCUAUCCCAUAGUUGACUGUGAGCAGGUUGACUCCAGCGCUGUGACCGGCUGCACGUCUCCUCUUCCUCUGUCCAGCUCCAAACGAGACCAAAGUAGGACCUGAGGACUUUGAGUUGCUGAGUGUGCUGGGGACGGGGGGCUAUGGGAAAGUGUUUCUGGUCCGGAAGAUCUGCGGGGCAGACAGAGGCAGUCUGUAUGCCAUGAAGGUACUCAAGAAGGCUGUGAUAGUCCGCAAGCGAAAGGUGAUGGAGCACACACUCACUGAGCGUGCCGUCCUGGAAGCAAUCAGGGACUUUCCCUUUCUUGUCACGCUGCACUACGCCUUCCAGACGGAUGCCAAGCUCCACCUCAUCAUGGACUACAUCUGUGGAGGAGAGAUGUUCACCCACCUGUACAGGAUGGGACCGUUCUCUGAGCCUCACACCAGGGUCUAUGUGAGCGAGGUCACGCUGGCUCUGGGUCACCUCCAUUCUCUGGGCAUCGUCUACAGAGACAUCAAACUGGAGAACCUUCUCCUGGACAGAGAGGGGCACGUGGUCCUCACCGACUUUGGUCUGUCAAAGGAAAUGCUUCCUGAACAGGUGACCCACUCCUACUGUGGGACAGUGGAGUACAUGGCACCCGAGAUCAUCCAGGGAGGUCAGGGAGGUCACGACCUCGUGGUGGACUGGUGGUCUCUUGGAGUCCUCAUGUAUGAGCUCCUCACCUGCGAGUCGCCCUUUGCCCCCUCUGGUCACGAGAACACACAGAAAGAUGUCUCCCAGUGAGUGGUCAGGACACAUCAACUGAUUAGGACACCUCACUCUAUCCCAAACACAGUAUUCAGGACACCUCAUUCUGUCCUGAUUCCCCUUGUAUUACAUCAUACAGGAGAAUUCUGUUGGAAGAGCC
Messenger RNA from Geodia barretti, 1073 nucleotides. The record is from the annotation of a GenBank genome assembly. NCBI's taxonomy places the organism in Eukaryota, Metazoa, Porifera, Demospongiae, Tetractinellida, Geodiidae.